Molecule: messenger RNA, 5009 nt
Organism: Oryctolagus cuniculus (rabbit)
Lineage: Eukaryota; Metazoa; Chordata; Mammalia; Lagomorpha; Leporidae
Source: RefSeq, a predicted model, not a curated record
CACAGGCGCCCGACGCGCGCUGCAGGUGGCAACUUGGAGGUGCCACCGCCGCCGCUGCGGGAGGAGCCCGGGUCUGGCGGCCCCUUCCAGCCUCCGGGAGCCCUUUCCCGCCGCCGAGCCUGGGACCCGACCCGGGAGUACCGGAAGGAAAGCGCCACUGCGCAGGGACCUGUGAGCAGCUCUACCUCUCUCCGUCCUUGCGCUACUUUUUUCACCGAGCAAGGUUGUGCCUGGGGGCUGGGAACAGGAUCCACGAGGAGCCCGACUGGAAGCCUCCAGCGACCCAGAACAAUCAACCAUGACGACCGAAUCGGGUUCAGACUCAGAAUCGAAGCCGGACCAAGAGGCCGAGCCACAGGAGGCGGCGGGUCCGCAGGGGCGCCCUGGGCCGCAGCCUGGGCCAGAGCCGCCCAGCGAGGAGCAGCAGGCCUUGGAGCAGUUCGAGGAGGCUGCGGCGCAUAGCACCCCGGUGCGGAAGGAGGUCACUGACAAGGAGCAGGAGUUUGCUGCUGCAGCUGCAAAACAGCUCGAAUAUCAGCAACUUGAGGACGAUAAACUUUCCCAGAAAUCAUCUAGCAGUAAACUCUCCCGGUCUCCUUUAAAGAUUGUCAAAAAGCCCAAAAGCAUGCAGUGCAAAGUGAUACUUCUGGAUGGGUCAGAAUACACCUGUGAUGUGGAGAAACGGUCCAGAGGGCAAGUGCUAUUUGAUAAAGUGUGCGAACACCUGAACCUGCUAGAAAAAGACUACUUUGGCCUUACGUACCGAGAUGCUGAAAACCAGAAGAAUUGGUUGGACCCUGCGAAGGAAAUUAAAAAACAGAUUCGAAGUGGUGCUUGGCACUUUUCAUUUAAUGUGAAAUUUUACCCACCAGACCCUGCCCAGCUAUCAGAAGAUAUCACCAGGUACUACCUCUGCUUACAGCUGCGAGACGACGUCGUGUCUGGCAGGCUGCCCUGCUCCUUCGUGACGCUCGCCCUGCUGGGCUCCUACACCGUCCAGUCAGAACUGGGAGACUACGACCCAGAUGAAUGCGGGAACGAUUACAUCAGCGAGUUCCGCUUUGCGCCAAACCACACGAAAGAACUGGAAGAUAAAGUGAUCGAGCUGCACAAGAGCCACAGAGGAAUGACACCAGCAGAAGCAGAGAUGCACUUCUUAGAGAAUGCCAAGAAACUGUCCAUGUACGGGGUAGAUUUACAUCACGCUAAGGAUUCAGAAGGAGUAGAAAUUAUGUUAGGAGUUUGUGCAAGUGGCCUAUUGAUAUAUCGUGACCGACUACGAAUAAAUCGAUUUGCCUGGCCCAAGGUUCUCAAAAUUUCAUACAAACGGAACAAUUUUUACAUUAAGAUCCGGCCGGGAGAGUUUGAGCAAUUUGAAAGCACCAUUGGGUUUAAGCUGCCAAACCAUCGAGCCGCCAAGCGUUUAUGGAAAGUGUGUGUUGAGCACCACACAUUUUUCAGACUGUUGUUACCAGAAGCACCUCCAAAGAAAUUCCUCACUCUGGGUUCCAAGUUCCGUUACAGUGGCAGAACGCAAGCCCAAACAAGAAGGGCCAGUGCGUUGAUAGAUCGCCCAGCGCCUUACUUUGAACGCUCGUCCAGCAAACGCUAUACCAUGUCUCGCAGCUUGGAUGGAGCGUCAGUGAAUGAAAACCAUGAAAUAUACAUGAAGGAUUCUAUGUCUGCUGCAGAGGUUGGUACUGGCCAGUACGCCACAACAAAGGGCAUCUCUCAGACCAACUUGAUCACCACUGUGACUCCAGAGAAAAAGGCCGAGGAGGAGCGGGACGAGGAGGACAACAGGAGGAAGAAGGCCGAGGAAGCCACACCUGUCGCUGCAGUCCGGCCGGAGGGAAAGUCACCUGGGCUUGGCACCGACUCAUGUCCCCUGUCACCCCCAUCAGCCCAUCAUACCCCUGCAUCCUCUACAGAGCUGCGUCGGAGGUGUAAGGAGAAGGAGCACGCACUGCCAGGUUGCGAGGCGCCCAAAGCCCAGCACAUGCGUGGAGAGCCCACCUUGGACCCUGAUGGCCAAGGGAAGGCUUACGUGGGGGAUCAAGAUGUGGCUUUCAGCUGCAGACAGCAAACUGGCAAAGGGACCACCCUGUUCUCCUUCUCCUUGCAGCUCCCCGAGUCAUUCCCCUCUCUCCUCGAUGAUGACGGCUACCUCUCUUUCCCCAACCUCUCUGAAACCAACCUCCUGCCCCAGAGCCUGCAGCAUUACCUCCCCAUCCGCUCCCCGUCCCUCGUGCCCUGUUUCCUCUUCAUCUUUUUCUUCCUGGUCUCCGCCUCCUUCUCAGUGCCAUAUGCCCUCACUCUCUCCUUCCCUCUGGCUCUGUGCCUCUGCUACCUGGAGCCCAAGGCGGCCUCCUUGAGCGCCUCCCUAGACAAUGACCCGAGUGACAGUUCAGAGGAAGAGACUGACAGUGAGCGGACAGACACGGCAGCCGACGGGGAAACCACUGCCACCGAGUCGGACCAGGAGGAAGAUGCAGAGCUCAAGGCACAGAAUAGUCUGAUUAAGCGAAUAAAGGGUGAAAAUGUGUAUGUCAAACAUAGUAAUCUUAUGUUAGAGGAGCUAGAUAAAACUCAAGACGAACUGAUGAAACAUCAAACCAACAUUAGUGAGCUGAAAAGAACUUUCCUAGAAACCUCAACAGACACUGCCGUAACCAAUGAGUGGGAAAAGAGACUCUCCACCUCCCCAGUGCGCCUGGCCGCCAGGCAGGAGGACGCACCCAUGAUCGAACCGCUUGUCCCUGAAGAGACCAAAGAAGAAAGAGAAAUUUCUGAAAAAGUUAUAUUUUUGCAACAAGGAAGCUCUUCAUUCCUUGAGUCUCAGCCGAGUGUGAUCAAGAAAAUGCAGGAAGGAGGCUCUGCUGACUCUAUGGUUACCUCUCGUCAAGUCAUUUUCCAGAAAACUGUCCCAGCGACCCUAGAGACCAAGCAGGCUUCCGGCGAAAAGCUCAUGGACGGCUCUGAGAUCUUCAGUUUGUUAGAGUCUGCCCGAAAGCCAACAGAGUUCAUAGGAGGGGUUGCCUCCACUGCUCAGAGCUGGGUUCAGCAGAAAAUGGAUGCCAAGCCAGAGCCCAGCGAAGCAGAGGCAGAGAGCACCCCUCUGCAGCAGCCUCUGGGUGCAGAGAAGGUGGCGCAGGAGACGGUGCUGGUGGAGGAGAGGCGGGUGAUGAUCGUGCAUGCCAGCGGCGACGCCUCUUCCGCAGCCGGCGACGAAGUGGAGGCCGCCGCCCCGCCCGCCCCGACUGCAGAUGCGCCCGGCACUAAGGCCAAGGAGGGCUCGGGGGUGUCCGAGGGGGCCAAGGAGGAGAGCCGGGAGGACGCCGAGAAAGCCGCGCCCCAGCAGGAGGAGGCAGCAGCUGCACCCCUGGAGCGAGAGGAGGAGCAGAGCGCGGCCAUCCACGUGUCUGAAACUUUGGAACAAAAACCUCAUUUUGAGGUAUCGUCCACUGUGAAGACGGAGACCGUCAGCUUUGGCAGCAUAUCCCCAGGAGGAGUGAAGCUGGACAUGUCUACUAAGGAAGUGCCAGUGGUUCACACGGAAACAAAAACCAUCACCUACGAGUCUUCCCAGGUCGACCCUGGUGCUGACCUGGAGCCGGGCGUGCUGAUGAGCGCACAGACGAUCACAUCCGAAACCACCAGUACCACCACCACCACGCACAUCACCAAAACUGUGAAAGGAGGCAUCUCAGAGACGAGAAUUGAGAAGCGGAUUGUCAUCACAGGGGACGCAGACAUCGACCACGACCAGGCGCUGGCUCAGGCAAUUAAAGAGGCCAAAGAGCAGCACCCUGACAUGUCAGUGACCAAAGUAGUGGUCCAUAAAGAGACAGAGAUCACACCUGAAGAUGGAGAGGAUUGACCGGAGGAAUAACUUAGCUCGCAAGUGAAUCCAGUCAACAUAAACCAUUAGGAAAACCAGAGCCUCUAUGGAGUUGUCUCUUCUAACCCAACUGACUCGCAUCUGUCCGUGGAAAAUUUCAAUCCAGAAGAACUGACCUUGACCAUUGACAAAGACACUGGCAGAGAGAUCUUCCCAUAAUAAAGCAAUCUGAAUCAGCAUCACUAAACUGAUAUUGCAUGAAGCAACGAUAAGAUUACAAAAGAGCAGCAUUUUUAAUUUUCACAAAAUGUCUCAGUUUUCUGCUAUACCUGCACGUUCAUAACCGACAGUAUAAACCGUGAUCUCAUGUAACACAUAAACAGUUCAUGCCUUUCAUAGUUUAUUAUUCAAGUCUCCACAAAAUUACAGUUUCUUAGGUGACAGAAUUUUGUUUACAAAUCCAUGAAGAUUCCUCUAAAAUGCUAGAAGCUGUCUAGGUCCGGUGUUUCCAAUGUACCCCAGAUUAGAUGUGCCAAUGACCGACUUUAUUCAGUAAACAACUUGAAUCUUGUCCUGUUUCUUCUGGUUUAUUCCUCUCACCCAUAAACAUUAAUGACUCUCUGACCCUCUGGAAAUAUUUAAUGCUUAUACUCUUGCUUUGUGUAUCUAAUUUAAUUCAUCAUAAGGUAGUACUGAUUUUAGCAUAUUAAUGUGGUUUCUUCCUUGUCGUCUGCUUUGAUCCAAUCAAUCUGAAAAGCUUUCCAGAGUUUCCUAACAAGUUCUAAAUAUGUAAAUUGUCAGUACUUUGGGAAGCAAAACCUGUAUUUUUGUUAGUUUACAUUAUGGUGAAAUUUCAUUCCAGGAGAACAUAGGCUCCUGUUGCUUUGGUUGUUUUUUUUUUUUUCUUUUGUCCUUGUAUUUUUAAAUUAAUUUUUCUUCUUUGACUUGAAAAAAAGUCCUUUAUUUCCAAAUCCGGUCCCUAUUUACAAUCUAGUUCAGAGCCAAGCCUUAAACUGUACAGAAUUUCACUGUAAUUAAGACUAUUUAGUGUUUAGUUAUAAAUAGCCUUCAGAAAGAUAUAUUCCACAUUACACUGUCAGCCGCAUCCCAGCCCAUGGUGAAUGUAUGUUUCUGCAUAGCAAAAUAAAAAAUGGUAAAUGCAUUGAAA